Messenger RNA from Podarcis lilfordi (Lilford's wall lizard), 6182 nucleotides. The record is from the annotation of a GenBank genome assembly. NCBI's taxonomy places the organism in Eukaryota, Metazoa, Chordata, Lepidosauria, Squamata, Lacertidae.
AGACUGGGACGAAAGUAGGAUCCUCCGCGGGGUUGCAAGAGAGGCAUCGCCGGGACUGUUGCGCAAAAGCUCGCCCGCUUCCAGCCACCUUUAUUACUAUUGUUUGCCAGGAUUUCCUGGGCCGGCGCAAGGAUGGUGAUCGAGGAGGUGGUGCCCCUGGCGAGCUCCGGCCUGGCCGCGCUGCUGCGGGACCCCCGGGAGAGCGCGCGCACGCUGGCGCUGGACUGCCGGCCCUUCCUGGCCUUCUGCCAGGCGCACCUGCUGGACUCGCGGCCCGUGCACUGGAACGGGCUGCUGCGGCGCCGCUCCCGCGGCCGGAGCGCCGUCAGCCUGGACUGGCUGCUCCCCGACCGGGCGCUGCUGGCCCGGCUGCGCAAGGGCGAGCUCAGCCACCUGGUGGUGCUGGACGAGGCCAGCUGCUCGCCGGCCGCGCUGCGCCCCGACAGCCUGGCCCGCCUGCUGCUCAGCGCGCUGCUGCGGGAGGAGCGGGCCGGCACCUCGCACAUCUACCUGCUGCAAGGUGAGCACCGCCGCCAGGUGGGCUUCCGGGGGAGGGGGGCGAGACACGACCCUCUCCCAGGAGAGGGAGGGGGGAGUCUUUGGGAUGGGGCUUGAAGGAAGGCAGGGGCCCCUAGAUGGUGGCCCCCGGAAGGGUUCAGAUCCCCACCCAGGACUGAAGCUCGCUAGGUGACGGUGGGUCAAUCACAGCCUCUCUAUUUGCCCACUCUACAUGGACAUACAUGAUAGGUUACAUCAAAUGCUUGGCCUACUCGGAGUAGACCCAUUAGAAUUAAUGGACAUUACUGUCUUAGGCCUAUUAAUUUCAGGAGGCCUGCUCUAAGUAGAUCUUAGUCAAGAGGCAAUCUAUUUAUACUUAUUAAACUUUUAUCCUGUGCUACUUUGGGAUGGAGGGCGGGAUAACAUUAAUAAUUAUAAUUAUUUUGGGCUGAAAGGAGUUGCUUCAAGUUCAAACACCCCGCUUUGACUUGAUAGGGGGGAAAAAAGCCUUGAUGUAUUACGGCAAUCUCUCUAGAGGCUUAAACUUGCCAAGACAAGUUUACACUUAGCUGAGUUCCUCACCUUUCCCAAAAACCUUUGAGUCCAACUGCAUCUUUAAUUGGGAGAACUGAAGAAAAUUCAGUUUUAGGGGGGAUUUUUUUUUUUAGUUUAAUUAGGAGGCAUUAACAUAAAGCCAGGAUAGCCCUGGAAUAGAAUUGCUAUAUCCCAAGCAGACUCAUCCCAGCUGUUCCCAAGGUUACUUGCAGCUAAGUCUGGCUGCUGUAGUGGUAACUAAAUUGGAAUUAAAGCAGUGGAUGUACAAAUCCCUUCCGCAAUGGCUGCCCCGGCAUUAAAGUGUACAGGUCAUUCGCUAAUCUGAUUAGCACCUCCAGUAUUGUAACCAUGUCUGCUUUUGAUAUUGCAUGCAAAGCCAUGUUACUCCUGCUCUGUCACAUACUAUAGCACCUUCAUUAGGCUGCAUGAACACCAAAAAACAACACCAGAUACCAAAUAAAUACAUUUGUUACUGACAGCAGUAAAUCUGGGCCCAUCCAUGCAUAAAAUAAUCAAUCAUACAAGAUAUCAGAAACACAAGUUAAAGUUUGUGGCCACAAUAGUGGUGUAACUGCAGGUACUUUUUAAUGAAAGUGUAUUUUAAAGGCACUAUUAUGAAUAGAUCUGAAUGAAAUGUGUGGCCACUAUAAACUAUUCUAAUCUGAUAUGUCCUUAGUGGUUGCAUCUGUAUAACAUUCAUCCCCAACUGGGAUACACACUAAAAACUCUCCAUUCGUCUGAUGUUUAGGUGGCUUUGAGAAUUUCCAAGCCAAUUUUCCAGAACUGUGCUUGAUGUCGCCAACACCGGCUACAUCGCCUCCGUCUCCAUCUCCUGCUCUCCAAAGCCCUGAAGACAACAGCACAGAAGCAAUUACUCCCUUGUAUGACCAGGUAAGUUCAUGUGAAUCUGGAGACCAAAGCAGCAAGAAGUCAAAAUACCAAUUCCCCCCUCCCCCAUAUAUUACUCUAAGCAGAUAUUUUUUAAAAUUAAUAUUCUGGGCCAUUUAAUUGCACUGUCUAGACUUUGCUGUGUGAGUAAUCUUAGUAAAAUUACUGCUCACAUGACAAAAUACAGUUGAGACUGCAUAAAGGUAUAUUUAUUCAGGUGUUCUUGUCCACCCUCUCCCUGAGGCUUGGAGCUGGUAACCACCAAGGCCGUCACCUACUUUAAGGAUUUCACCUGAUGCACCGUCUGUCUCAAGUGCGCUGCCUUGCCCCCGCAACUGAGGGGGCCGGUACCACCUGACGUACGCAAGUAACACCGGCAUGUUGUGUGAUGUGCUGAUGUCAGUCGUGCGACAUGUUAAUGUGUUGUGCACAGGCUCCAUGAUUAAGGCAAGCAUAUCACACAGCAAGCGCACACGGCAACUGCAGAUUUUUUUUUAGGCCCAGCUCUUAAGCAUUUUGGGGGGCCUUCAGCCCCCCUUGUUGGUGCCUGUGGUUUGUCUAGUAACAGAUAAAUUAAAAAAAAACUUAAAUCAGUUAUUCUUUUUUACGAUUGCAUAUUACCAAAACCUCAAUAUAGAUGGUUGUGAAGAUAUCCAAGGAAGUCCAAGAGUUUAUAGUUUAAUCAGCAAAAGUUUUGUUAGAAGGAAGGGCUAUCUGUAAUGUUUCUUUCUUUCCUCCCCUUUGCAGUAACAUAUAAGACUCAAAUAACCUUUUUUAAAAAAGCCAAAGUGUCUUCAUCUCAAAGCUCUUGCCCAUUAACCAACUAAAUGAUAGAAUCAUAGAAAUGUGGGGUUGGAAGGGACCCUGAGGGUCAUCUAGUCCAACCCCCUGCAGUGCACGAAUAUGCAGCUGUGCCAUACGGGGAUUGAACCUGUAACCUUGGCAUUAUCAGCUUCGUUUAUUAAUCUGCUAAUAAACCUUGAUAGCAUAAUAGUAACAGUACUUGAUUCAUCCCUACAAUAUUCACCAUCAAUCCUAUUUUGGCACAAAGGCUGAUGGGCGCACUCUCCUUGUUCUUUCUCUUCUGCAGGGGGGCCCAGUGGAGAUUCUGCCAUUCCUCUACCUGGGCAGCUGCUACCACUCCUCCAACCGGGAGGUUCUGGAGUCCCUUGGAAUCACUGCUGUGCUCAACGUCUCCUCCAGCUGCCCCAACUACUUCGAAGGCCAGUUCCUGUACAAGAGCAUCCCAGUGGAAGACAACCACAUGGCUGAGAUCAGCGUGUGGUUCCAGGAAGCCAUUGACUUCAUUGGUAAGUGCAGGUGGCCAGUCAGGCAAACCUUUUCUGCACAAAGAACUCUCGUUCCCUGAUGGUGAACUUGGUUGUCUGCACCAUCUUGCCACUUUGUAGGGAGGGUUUUGCCACAAACGGGGGCAGACGUGUGGUAGAGAAACUGUCAUCCAUACCUGCCUCAUAUUCCAGAGGAUUAAGUUAUCCCUUGUGAUAGUGGAAGAGAUUUUGAGAGAUUUGCUAUUCCCAUGGCACACUGAUAUGCUUUGAACCUCUAUUUUGCUUAAUGUUGUGAGUGGCAAGAAGGUUUUGUAGACGGUUGGGGGUUGACCUCCAAAGCUAUACCACACAGAAUGCCAAGCAAACACACAGAUGCACACACCCCCACCCUUCUUUUGAGAAGUAACUUGGUAGAAGAUUCCCCUUCUUAUAGAUUAGGAAAACCAGCAAGCUGCCUCAUGUUGGCCCAUCUAGAUCUAUAUUGUGUACACUGGCUGGCAGUGGCUGCAGCCCUCCCUGGAGAUGCCAGGGAUUGAACUUGGGACCGUCUGCAUGCAGAGCAGAUGCUCUACCACUAAGCUACAUCCUCCUCCUACCAUGCAGGCAACAAAAAUGGCCCCCUUGCCCCAUAAAUGCACUUGCUCCUUGGAUAUGUCUGCUUCUGGCUCUAGGGCUGCACUGCUCUUGUGGGCUGUCUCUUAUGUGGCUGUUCUUGCUUGCUCCUCCUGCAGAUUCAGUGAAGAACAGCAGUGGGCGUGUGCUGGUGCACUGCCAAGCUGGCAUCUCCCGUUCGGCCACCAUUUGCCUUGCCUACUUGAUCCAGAGCCGCCGGGUGCGGCUGGAAGAGGCCUUCGACUUUGUCAAGCAGCGCCGUGGGGUGAUCUCUCCCAACUUUGGCUUCAUGGGGCAGCUCCUGCAGUUCGAGACGGAGGUGCUGUGUCAUUAGCCCAGCCGCCCCACAGACCCAGCUGGGAGGGUGGGGCAACCUUCCUCUCUGCGGACAAAAAGACUGAUAAUGUGUGUUUCUGUUUACAUCUCCAAGCGGGUGCUGCAGCAAAGGACAAUGUUGUGGUUUUUGUUCAUUUGUUUUCUAUUGCACUAAAUCCUGACUUCAAUCUCAUGACUACAAAAGCAAAACAAGAGUGUAUCAGGAGUGAAGAAAAGAUGGUGGCUCCAACUGUGUGUUGGGAAGCUGUCCUGUCCCUUUGUUGGGGAAGAGCUUUAAGGCCAGAUCUCUUCGGUUGAUGCAUUCUCACCUUCUCUGCUACAGUCCAAAGCCAGUGCUUAUUGAUCAUUACUGUCUACACCCACCCCAAACGCAAAUAAUUGCAGCUUAACGCUGUGGCAUCAUAUCCACGCAAUGGUAAUGCAGCCGUGCUGCAAACUCCUGAUAGGAUUAUCAGAAGGUUUUCUUUUUGUGAGGUUGAAGCUACUUGGGGAAGUGGGCACUGAUUAUCGUAAUGCAAUGAUAUUGUGCUAAUCCAGCCUUCAGCAGCCUGGUGUUCUCUAGAUGUUUCGGACACUGUGGGAGUUGUAGAUCUGGAGGACACAAAGUUAGCAAAGGCUGGGUUAAGCCAUUGUACCCUAUAUGGUAUGCUGAUGUCAAAGUGAAGUAUAAAAUGUGAACAAGCCAGCGAGAGGCUUAUAGUUGGAUAGCCGUUGCCGGUGUGUAUCUCACCCUUCCUUCGUGGAGCUUAAGGUGGCAUGAACAAGGCUCUUCUCAUUUGAUCCUCGCAACAGCUUUUGAGAGAAAGGUUAACCAGAGAGGGUGACUGGCAUCUAGACACCCUCUAAGUUCCAUAGGCUGAGUUGGCCUUUCGGAACCUGAGUCUGCCUUGCUUGUGUCCCAGCAGUCUGUUCACCAUUGUGCCAUCCCUUCAGCUGGUGCACUGGGAAUCACUGCUGGGUUGUGGCUUGGCCAAAAGGACAAAACAAGUAUGUCCCUCAAUGCUUGUUUGGACUUAAGGUGAGUCCCAGGUUUGAAAAAGCUGAAGAAGACUUAACUGCAACUGGCCUAAUUCUCCCUUCAGCCUGAGAAUUCAGGUUGAAUGGAGGUGACUUUAUAGUCCUAUGGCUAAGGCACUCCAGAAUCCCUCCUUUUCUACAUCUUGAUCAGCUGGCCCUAUGCAGGAAUUGAUAGCACACUUCCCCAUUUAAAGGCUUCUCUCUGCCUUCUGUCAGAAAAAGUGAAGCUGUUUCACUGAAGCUUUAAAGACUGAGUAAUAUGUAAGUGAGAGGUCCUUUUUAAAAGAAGCUUGGUUGGCUAUCUUCACCUGACUAUCCUCAAGUCAACUGUAGAUCAGAUUUUAUUUUAAGCGUAGGAAGUAAGAUUAUACACUUGAACUACUCUAUCUCCAUUGUCCAAGUGGUAUGAGCUGCUUGCCUCUGGUCUCCAGCCUUAUGCAGGUCAGCCAUAGAUCACCAAGCUCCAUCCGUAAUGGAUUGCUCGUUAUUCAUAUAUGCUGUGAAACUGGGAGUCGAUAAGCUUUAUUAGGGUGAGAGUUGGGUUCCGCAUCCCCAGAUCAAGAGGGGAGAAUUCACUGCCAAUUGUACAGCUGCCCUUCCCCCCAGCCCUGGAGAAGAACAGACAAGUAUCCUGCCUUCUGGUAUGGAGGGGUGGUAGGGGAAGGGGCUCUCUUCUUCUGAAUGCACUGAGAACGGACAACACCCACUGCAGCCAAAUAAACCCCUCCUUCCCUUCCCCAGGGUGUUGUCGUAAACUCACUGGGCUGUCCUGUGUACCUCCCACUCAUUUCAAUGAGGCUUGCACAGGCAAACUUUCUGGGGGAUUGUGCCCAGUGACCUCUUUCUGCCCCCUCCCCCGCAAUAUACAGUUUGUACAUUUGUGGAAGAAAGAGAAGCACCUCUUUCUUGACUGACAUUGAUCGUAAAUGUCUUUUGCACUUUAUAUUUAUUAUUACCUGUUGCAAUAAACAACCAGUUUUUAUAUUG